This is a messenger RNA of Aspergillus aculeatus ATCC 16872, 1620 nucleotides long. Its product is annotated as sugar porter family MFS transporter. Gene Ontology annotation, biological process: carbohydrate transport; transmembrane transport. Gene Ontology annotation, molecular function: carbohydrate:proton symporter activity. Gene Ontology annotation, cellular component: membrane. The record is from RefSeq and is a predicted model, not a curated record. Bases 1 to 1620 code for a protein of 539 amino acids. The transcript is spliced from 3 exons. NCBI's taxonomy places the organism in Eukaryota, Fungi, Ascomycota, Eurotiomycetes, Eurotiales, Aspergillaceae.
AUGGGAAUUCUUUCAAUGGUCGAGGACAGGCCGACGCCUAAGGAGGUCUACAACUGGAGAAUCUAUCUCCUGGCGGCGGUCGCCUCGUUCACAUCAUGCAUGAUUGGAUACGACAGUGCCUUCAUUGGAACAACGCUGUCGCUGCAGUCCUUCAAGGACGAAUUCGACUGGGCUUCCAUGUCCACGGCCACCCAGAACCUGGUCAGUGCCAACAUCGUCUCCUGCUACCAAGCCGGGGCCUUCUUCGGAGCAUUUUUUGCGUACCCGAUCGGGCAUUUCUGGGGUAGGAAGUGGGGCCUGCUCGCUUCCGCGCUGGUCUUCAUUCUCGGGGCGGGCUUGAUGCUGGGUGUCAACGGCGACCGAGGUCUGGGCCUUCUCUACGCCGGCCGUGUCCUGGCUGGAAUUGGCGUAGGCGCUGGGUCUAACAUCACGCCCAUCUACAUCUCCGAACUGGCCCCGCCUGCCAUCCGCGGCCGGUUGGUUGGUGUCUAUGAGCUGGGGUGGCAAAUCGGUGGCCUGGUUGGCUUCUGGAUCAACUAUGGUGUCAGUGAGACGCUGGCUCCCAGCCACAAGCAAUGGAUCAUCCCCUUUGCCGUGCAGCUGAUUCCUGCGGGUCUGCUACUCAUCGGUAUCGUCUUCGUUCGGGAGUCUCCGCGCUGGCUGUUCCUCCGCGGGAGACGCGAGGAGGCCAUCAAGAACCUCUGCUGGAUCCGCCAGAUCCCCGAGGACCACAUCUACAUGAUGGAAGAGAUCGGUGCCAUCGACCAGUCCAUUGAAGCCCAGCGGAACACGAUCGGACUGGGCUUCUGGAAGCCCUUCAAGGCCGUCCGGACCAACAAGAAGAUCCUGUACAGGCUGUUCCUCGGCAGCAUGCUCUUCUUCUGGCAGAACGGCUCGGGCAUCAACGCCAUUAACUACUACUCUCCUACCGUGUUCAAAUCGAUCGGCCUGAAGGGCACCAACUCGAGUCUUUUGACCACGGGCAUUUUCGGGGUGGUCAAGACCGUAGUGACUUUCGUCUGGCUCCUCUGGCUGAUCGACCGCGUGGGAAGACGCAACCUCCUGCUGAUCGGUGCCAUUGGCGGUUCCGUGUGUAUGUGGAUCAUUGGCGCGUACAUCAAGAUCGCGGAUCCCGUGAACAACAACACUCAGUCGCUAAACGGCGGCGGCAUCGCUGCCAUCUUCUUCUUCUACCUGUGGACGGCGUUCUACACCCCCACCUGGAACGGUACUCCGUGGGUGAUCAACUCGGAAAUGUUUGACCCCAAUGUGCGGUCGCUGGCUCAAGCCUGUGCUGCCGGAUCCAACUGGCUCUGGAACUUCCUCAUCUCGCGGUUCACCCCGCAGAUGUUUGAGAAGAUGGAUUAUGGCGUGUACUUCUUCUUCGCGUCCUUGAUGAUCCUUUCGUUCAUCUUUGUGUUCUUCUUGAUUCCCGAGACGAAGGGUGUUCCGUUGGAGAACAUGGAUCCCCUGUUCGAGGUCAAGCCUGUGUGGAAGGCGCACGGCGUCGUUCUGGCGCAGAUGCGCGAGGACGAAGAGCGGUUCCGCCGCGACCUGGAGGAGUCCGGCUUCACCAAGUCCGAGGUGCACCAGGUGGAAGACAUGGCGACCAAGGUCUAA